Molecule: messenger RNA, 1017 nt
Organism: Plectropomus leopardus (leopard coralgrouper)
Lineage: Eukaryota; Metazoa; Chordata; Actinopteri; Perciformes; Serranidae
Product: transmembrane protein 26
Source: RefSeq, a predicted model, not a curated record
AUGUGUUGUCUCCUGAACGCCCUGCUGGCUUUGCUGAGUCGUUUCCUGUUUGCGGUCCACGGGGUGGUGACAGUGUGGCGUGUGGUGGCAGUUAAAGAGGAGCCGAUCUAUUGGCUGCUGCUGACGGGCGUGGCUCUGCUGGGCGUGGAAAUGGCUGUCACACUGAAGUGCACCCGGAAUGCAGAGUGGAAAUGGUUCUCCCCCAUGGUUUUCCUCUACCUCAGUACUGUCAUCCCGUCCAUUUGGUUCCUGGAGCUGAGCCUGCUGCAGUCCAAGCUGCCUGUCAACAAUUCCUCCGGCCCUGAGCUUCAUUUGCUGGCUCGCAUCCCGAUCACAGCGGGCAUCGUGGAGCUUGACCCAGAGAAUUGGGUGGCAGGCCUGGAGCAGACCAUGCUCAUAGUGUUGGUUCUGGGUCGCUGGCUGAUGCCCAAAGGGGACAUGUCCCGCGAUCAGCUCUCCCAGCUCCUCAUGGUCUACGUAGGACUGGGGGCCGACAUCCUGGACAUCUUUGACACCUUUAAGGAACCUGAGGUCAAAACCAACCGAGCGAUUGUCAUCAUGGGCCUGGGUCUCUUUUCAUGGGCACUCAUGCAAUUUCCCCUGGUGCUGACCCAGACACAACCCCCAAAGGGUGAGCCACAACAGAGGAGCACAGGCGGUCGCUCCUGCUGCCCUGGUGCUCCAUCGACGUUCACCUCCUGCUGCUCCAGUGAAGUGUGGAGCUUGCUGCUCACGGUGGGACUCCAAGAUGGCCCGUUUCUGAUUUACCGGCUCUACCUCAUGGUACAAGAGCAUGUACUUAACCAGUUAAUGAUAUUCUUCACUUGCAAGAACAUCCUCAUUGUCCUCUUGGAGCUUUACAGAAUUUUUGUGGUGCAGUGCGAGCUGCCGGUUGGGGCUGGGAAUGAAGAGCGGCAACGACUGCGAGUGGCAAUUCAAUCAGAGGCCUUUCUCAUGCUUUGCUGCCCUGUAUCUGUGUCCAUCAAAUUGCUGCACUUCACCUGGCCUACGAGAUGA